AUGAAAACCAAAGAGAUCCUCGUAGAUUUCAGGGAUCCGACGUGGGCCCUUAACACCCUCCACCCGGUGAAGAAAGCCCAGCAGAGGCUCUUCUUCUUGAGGAAACUUCAGAAAGCCAAACUCCCCUCUCAGCUCCUCCUAAACUUCUGCAGGAGCACCACCCAGAAAGCCUUCCACGUCCCCUGGAGGGAGAAGGACCCCAGGGGUCUCCGCGGGAUCUCGGGAUGGGCCUACGAGCCGUACAUAGGAGUCGGAGGACACGAGGCUGCAGUCCGUCAAGCCAACACCAGCCUAAAGCGCCCGGAACAACUGAUGGGCUACCAGCAGCGCGCUGCAAUCGUGGAAGUGCCUUUGUACCGCGUCUAUAUGUCCACCACAAAAUCAGACAGGUCCACCAGCAAGACCCCCUUUAGUUGGUGCGUGUGCGGCAGCGACUGGCGGACGUACAGCAGCAUUUGCCGCCUGAGAGCCGAGAACACGAGAGCCGAGCUCGGCGAGGGCCCCCCGGUCAUUUUGAUCCAGACGGCGUCGUGUGAUUCAGGGGACUUGUUUGAUUGAAUGCAACAUCAAGGAAGUAUGCGCUGCAAGUUCAACUUCGUUGCGGUGGACAAGAUCGUCCCAGCUGUGGUGCACUUAGAGCUUUUCCUACAUUUUGGUUUCGCCUUCUUGUCUUGCCAGAGUGCCAUCAUCCAGCGAAGUGGCUCUGGGUUUGUAUUGUCUGAGGACGGCUGGAUCCUCGCCAGUGCUCACGUACUCAACAACAAGCGGCGGGUAAAUGUGGUGCUAAAAAGCGGUUUGCGGUACGACGCUUCCCUUAAGGAUGUGGACCAGAAGAUGAACAUUGCUCUCAUCAAAAUCGAACCAGAUAGUGCCCUGCCUGCGCUCCGUCUCGGCCUGUCCUCGGACAUGCGUCCCGGUGAGUUUGUGGUGGCGGUGGGAAGCCCUUUCUCCCUGCAGAACUCCAUCACCACGGGCAUCCUCAGCGACGGACCGGAGCUGGGCUUAGAGGACUCGGACAUGGACUACAUCCAAACCGACGCCGUCAUCCAUUGCGGCAACUCUGGUGGGCCGCUUGUCAACUUGGAUUUAGAUGUAAUUGGCAUAAAUAAUGGAAUCACGUUUGCCGUCCCUGCCGACAGAAUAGGACAGUUCCUGGCUGACUCCUUCAACAGACAAGUUAACCGAAGACCUGGAUUGACAGAGAAACACAUCGGCGUCCUGAUGCUGCAGCUCUCCCCAUCUUUGAUCCAAAAUCUCAAGGAGCGUGAGGGCGGCUUUCCAGAUGUGAUCUCAGGUGUUUACAUCUACGAGGUGAUACCUGGAGGACCUGCAUCCAGCGCCGGCUUUAUUGACCACGACGUCAUCAUCGGCAUCAACGGUCGGCCCGUCCGCACCAUACAGGAAGUGAGGGAAGCCGUCCGGAGCGACGCACCCCUUUCAGUGACCGUGAGACGAAAGAGUGAGGAUGUCACUCUGACUGUCAGACUCCUGAGGACGCUGAAUGAUGCGCCUCACUGCACAUGGGAACCACUGAAGCUACUGACUUGCUGGUGCUUCGGUUGGUUGGUUCCCUGCAUCACUCGCUUUACAAUCAAUUACAGCAAUGAUGUAAUUGAUUGACUCUAAAACUGAUUAAUCACAUGAUUUUUCACAUGAUUUUUCUGUCAUUAACAGCAAUUGAUAAAUAAUUAAAAACUAGUGUAUUGCACCUUUUUAUUUUGAAGUAAUGUUAUCACAAUAGUAUAACAGGCACUCUGAGUAACAGCAAGUUGAGAUACAGUGAACAGGUAACAGAAGAAAGUCUGUAAAGCCAAUGGAUAGAAGAAACAACACUUUGUGAUGCAGGUUGAGCAGUUACACAAUUAACUUUAUUUAUCCAAUCCUUUGAAUUCUUCUUGCGUUGGUUUGUCGACAGUUCUCCCGCAUCCAAAGCAGUCUGCCAGCUUCCCUCCCGUUUUCUUUGGGGAGCUGGUUGCCUGGCGUCAAUGCUGUGUAACGCUUUAAGAGGUACUUCAGGCUCAAUAGUUUUCAUCCCGGUUUGCAGUGGUUACAAAUAGCUUUGCUUUUGUUGACUACGCUGUCUGGUAGAAAAUUGCUGUUAAUGUAUGAUGAAAUGUUGCAGAUGUAUAUUGACCCGCUGUUAAAAAGGUAUCAUAUCAUAUCAAAUAUCGGCUGUCAAUAUAAUAUAGAACCUACUUCAACGGGAUUCAUGUGGAGGAAACUUUAUAGAGGACAGAAGUACUGAGAUAGAAAUGCAUGUAAAAUAGAGUCCACCCAUCCUCAAACUGUGAUAACAAAUACAUAUUUGGAAUACUACGGAAUAUUCCCAGAUCAGAGCAGAAAGAGUUGUCUUGGUGCAAAGCAUUAUGUAGAGGUCACACAUCAGUUUGGGUGAUUUGUGUGAAACGUGCAGAUCCAAAGUGUUUUGGGGGGAGGGGGGAUACAUGUGUUUGCAUCCCUGAAUACAGAUACAGUAAACUUAGGUGGUACAACCUGAA
This is a messenger RNA of Gasterosteus aculeatus aculeatus (three-spined stickleback), 2498 nucleotides long. NCBI's taxonomy places the organism in Eukaryota, Metazoa, Chordata, Actinopteri, Perciformes, Gasterosteidae. The record is from RefSeq and is a predicted model, not a curated record.